AUGGCCGACCUAGAAAUGGACGUCGACCAGUCUGCGCCCUCAGCUCGCAAUGAGUCAGAAAUGCAAACUCACGCCAAAGCCACGGCCGUCCGAUCCAUCGAAGGCUGGAUCAUCAUGGUCACGAAUGUUCACGAAGAAGCUGACGAGGAGGCGAUACAAGAUAAGUUCGGGGACUACGGCGAGAUAAAAAACUUGCAUUUGAAUCUAGACCGGAGAAGCGGCUAUGUCAAGGGCUACGCUCUGAUCGAGUACGCUACGCUGGAAGAAGCCCGGGCAGCUAUUGAUGGUGCCCACGACACGAAACUACUAGAUCAGACGGUUCUGGUGGACUUUGCGUUUGUGAGGCCACCGCCCGGGAAGGGAGGGCGCGGAGGAAGGGCUGGUGCUGGCGGCAGGCGGCAGAGGAGCAGGAGCAGGAGCAGGAGCCCUGCCGCAAGGGAUGAAGAUGAAUGA
Molecule: messenger RNA, 453 nt
Organism: Ustilaginoidea virens
Lineage: Eukaryota; Fungi; Ascomycota; Sordariomycetes; Hypocreales; Clavicipitaceae
Exons: 2
Coding region: 1-453 (150 amino acids)
Biological process (GO): RNA splicing
Cellular component (GO): exon-exon junction complex; cytoplasm; nucleus
Molecular function (GO): mRNA binding
Source: RefSeq, a predicted model, not a curated record